UUGUACCAAAGAUUUUGAUUGGUCUUUUAAAGUAAGUCGCCAUUUUACCGCGAUAUUUGCGCGAAGCGAAAUAAUAUUUUGUACAACAUGUCUGACAUUAACAAGUCACUUUCUGAAGAAGUUGAGGACAAAAAAGAAGAGACCAGUAUGGAAAUAGAAGAUAAAACAGAGAAGAAAGAAGUAGCAACAGAAGAGGAAAAUGAUUCCUCAGAAGAUAAAAAUGUAACAAAAACUAAAGAUGAUGAGGAAGAAGAGGAUGACGAGGAAGACGAUGAGCCUCAAGUGGGACUCCUUGAACAGCCCCUUGUUCUGGAAGAAGGCAAGAAAAGGGAGCGAAAGAAGGUUGAACGUUUGGACAAGGAAAUAAUGCAGCAGCAGCAGGCCGCAGCCGCUGAAUCUGUAAUGGAGAUUAAAGAAGGCAAAGGCAGAGCUCUUGGAGAUAUACCAUUCAUUGAGUUCAUGAUUGGUCGGAAAAAGUGUGAAGACCUUAAACCGUUACAUAGACUUCUGUUUAAGAAACCUGGCAAGCUUCAACUUGUGAAGAAACACCUCCGCCAGUUCAGUGGAUUUCCAUUCUCCACGUCGGAUCAGGAGUACGAGAAGAGGUUACAGCUGAUCAAAACCUACACAAUAUCGAUGCUAAAGGUGGUAGCAGAAGUACUUGACCUCCAGCGAGGCGGCACCAAGGGCGAUCUAGUGGACAGAAUCAUGGAGUGGCUUCAGAAACCGGAAGACUCCGGAAGGAAAAUUCCUCAACCCAAGAAAAAACGCAAGUCCAAAGGUGGAGAUUCUGAGAAGAAGUCAAGGGGCAAGAAGAAGAGUGUAAAGAAAGAGAAGAAGGAGAAAAUGCUAGAGGAUGAUGAAGAGAGUGAGGAGGAGGGUAAGGGAGAUGACUCUGAGGAGGAGGAUGCGAAGGGAGACGACUCUGAGGAGGAGAAAGAGGAGGCAAAGGGAGACGACUCUGAGGAGGAUGAAGCGAAGUUAUCCUCUGACAGUGAAGAAGAGGAGCCCCCAAAAAAGAAGCGGAAGACAUCUAUUACUCCAAAGCCUAAAGAAAAGAAGACAACACCCAAGCCCAAGCCAAAGGCAAAAGCAAAGAAGGAAAAGGCAACACCUAAAAAGAAGGCCUCUCCAAAGAAGAAGGCUAAAGCUGAGACUGAUGAAGUAUCAGAUGUGAGCUCAGAAUCAGACGACGAUGCCCCACUCGUAGGGAAGGCCAAAUCACCACCAUCGAAUGACGAGUUAAAAGAUCUCAUCAAGAAAAUGUUGGAAAAUGCGAACCUGGAACAGGUCACCAUGAAGACUAUAUUAAAAGACGUUUUUGCAAAAUACCCAAGUUUUGAUUUAACAGACAGAAAAGACUUCAUCAAAAAUACUGUUAAACAGAUAAUCUCAUGAAGAGCAAUCGAUGUAGCAUAACUUGUGGCUGAAAAUAACUUAAUCAGUAACAAGAGUGUCUUCAAGACGCGUCUCUGACAGGCAGCUAGCAUGUGACAUUGGAUGUCAACUUCAAAUACAGUGUAUACAGUGUAGUUGUCAUUUACUUAAGUAAAACAAAGAGCUGGUCCUCAAGUUAUCAUAUCAUUGUGUAUGGUGUUGACCCUAGAAUGUCUUAAUUGUGACCAAGUGAUUUUAUCUCAAAGGGAAACUGUUAUACAUAAUGUACAAACUUGUUUUAGGAUGAAUGUCAACAAGUUUUAGUCUUGCAAUUUUAAUAUGUCAGAUGUGGCCUAUAAUCACUUCAGGAUGCUCUUGUUUAUUGGCUCUUAUUCUCAUACCUGAACACAAAUAGACUGGUUUACAAUAUGUCACAGUUACCAAUGAAUGUAUGGCCGAUAUAUGUGAACAGUUGGCAGAUUAAAUGAAAACUAAAUCAGGUGUAUAUCUGUAUUAGUUACCAGUUCUGUUUUUAAGAAAUGUAAAUGUAAUGUAUCGUGUCAUCACUUAGGUUUUUUACAUUUAAGCAUACAACCCCUGGGCUAUUCCAUUCCAAAGAACCCCUCCCAGGGAGGUAAAAUAAAGAAAUUCUACAAUUAUUCUAGAAAUUCCCGUUCAUUUUUCUAACCUAGGUUGUAUACAACAUAGGAGACAGUUCAAAUUUUGUUCUACCUAUUUACGCUUAAUAAACUAAAGGGGGAUAGUUCAAUUAAAAAGGUGCCUACUUCGGAUUGGUUGUAUGUUUAGAUAAAAUCGCUCUAAUUAGUAUAUUGGGUUCAAAUACUUGUGAUCAACUGAUUACCUGGCUAUUAUAUUUAAUUUGGUCAACUGAUUACCUGGCUAUUAGAUGUAAUUUGGUCAACUGAUUACCUGGCUAUUAGAUGUAAUUCAAAUGUAUCCCAAAACGAAAAUUAAAUUGUGCAUUACUGAUAUCGGCUAUUGAAGAGGUGUAAUAGACAUUGCUUUUAGACUUUUAUCUUUUAUGAAUACUGUUGUUUUAAUAGUUUUUUAAGAUGCAUUUAUUUUAUGUAUAAAGAUUUUGUCAAAAGACUUCUGUUAAAAAGUACCUCAUUUGUUUGAAAGUGUUACAUUCGCAUUCAAAUAAAUUAUAUAAUAAAUUAAAAACUUGUGUUCAAAGGCAACAGUAGACCUUCCAUUUUCAACUUGCAUGGUAUUAUACACUUGCCACAUCGGCUCAAUUCAUUUUUUGGCAAUUUUACCAUGGAAAAGAAAAUAUUGUAAACAGACUGCUUUAUUGUAUAAAAUUAAAUAUUGUCAAAUACUGUUGUAAAUAUCUUAUUUUGUCAAUAUGAGUUUAUUAGUUCAUAUGAUGUAUAUAUGUGUUUAGUUUGUGUAUCCUGGCAUAUUUUAAACUUGAUCACUUGUAAAUAAUAUUUUAAAUGUAUCUGAUACAUGAAAGCGUUAAUGUGUUUGAUAUGUUAUCUAUACUUUAAGCAAGGUAACUGAGUCUGACAAACUAUUCUGUCAGACUCAGUUAAGUGUCUGUAUGCUUUUAGUUUCUACUCUACAAAAUGAUUACAAAUAUGGCACAGGUUUGACGAAAUAUUUAUAUCUAAAAAAUAUAAUCAGAAUAUUUUACCAGGUUACAGCCGGGCAUUGCUCAAAAUCUGAAUGAUAUCAAUUUUGUUAGAAAGAAUUUCUCAGAAAAAUCAGUUAAAUAAGUCUUCAAUAUUUUGAAGUGUCCUGUUACUCAACGUACAUAGUAAAUGAGUACUCAGUUGUUGUUUUUAUGAUAACUUUCCUUUUUAGCAUUUGAUUAAUAAAUCAGAAAUUAUAAUGACUGAAUUCUAAUCCGUUGACAUGUGUAUUUAUUUUGUUAAAGUAAUGCUCUCUCCAGUAAACACUUCCAACAUUUAUGUGAUGCUGGUGCUUGGUUUUAAAAGAUAAAAUAUUUUAGCUGUAAAAACCAUAUUGUGUUCCAAUUGUACGGACGCUAUUAACUUUACUGUGUGUUCUUCAAAAUUAUUUUAAAAACUUCAUUUACCAGUACAUGUACCUAAUUCCAGGCCUACUGGAUUUAUAAAUCUAAAAUUUAUAGUUUAUGAUAUAUCCAAUGAACAAUGAUGUUAAAGGUUGAUGUCUAAUGAUCCCUGUUUAUUUUGGUACCAUUUGAAAGGGUUAAUUGUAGCCGUAGAAUAUGUAAAGAUUAUAACGAUAAAAAAUUUGCAAACAUGAUAUUUUGCCCUUGAAAAAUUUAAAAGUAGUCCAUUCACUUUCGAUUUCAGUUGAAAUAAAGAACAAAAAUACAAACUGCCAUAACUUGAUAUAAAAAUACAUUAACGGUCUUCUCUUUUACAUUUUUGUAAACAAUACCCUUUCAAAUGAUACCAAAAUUACAUGGGUUCACUGUGGUACAAAAUUCAACAUUAUUAUCAAUGGCUGGAUGAAGCAACAAGCUUAUUUGUACACAGGGUUACCCUUAAGCCUCAUCUCAAAAGCAAGAAAUGUCUCCCAGAAAUGUUUUUUUGCAAUGAUUAUGGAAAACAAGUCUCAUACUUGUACAGUUUUAUGUGCAAUGCCAUUUAAUUUCCAAUGAUCUUGAAGAUAAUAUGGGAACAUUAAAUAUUUGCAUUUCAAGCAAAGGCGUUACCAUGGUUACUGCUUUAAGCAGAAAUAAACAUUUCUUGAAAUUAUUGCUUCAAGUAUAAUAGGAUGUUGAAAAUGUGCAAUUUUGCCACUUGUAAAUCUAGAUGCAUUCAUAAAUAAAUCACAGAUCAGAUUUGGUCACUUAUUCGUGUUUAAAAUUGAUUAUUCCUCAUGAAUAAUUCUACACAUGUAUUUUUAAUGUCUUGUAAAAGUGUUUCAUGUGGGGUUUGUUCUUUCCAUAAUAGUGCUGAAAUGUCUGCUUUUUCCUUUCUGCUUUUUAUUUCCUUUUGUCUAAAACGUUAAGCAAAUGUAUUCCUCUGAUCGUAAUAAUUAUAUCCAGUAAAUUGAUUACAACUUUUAAGAUGAUUGUUUAUGUAUGUUAUUGUGGUUAACAGUUCUACCAAAAGAAUAAUAAAAUGAAGUAUAUAAUAUGUGUCUGACAUAACCAAUACACCAACAAUUAUCUGGCCACUGUAUCUGUAAGAACGUUGUGAAACUGCUUGCUCUGUUGCUCUCAUUUCGAUCUAUAUUCAUGUAUGUUGUAAGCAUGUGAAAUUUUCAUAACUGAUUUCACUUGAUAAUUGAAUGUUAAAAGGCUAUCAGAUUCUGUGAAUGGAACAUUUACAAUCACGCUGUUCAUUGUUACAAAUAUUAGAUGGACAAAUCACAAAUAUUAAAUUGACAUGAAACCCAAA
Mya arenaria is the source of this 4739-nucleotide messenger RNA. RefSeq names its product protein DEK-like. Gene Ontology annotation, biological process: chromatin organization; regulation of double-strand break repair. The record is from RefSeq and is a predicted model, not a curated record. Lineage: Eukaryota; Metazoa; Mollusca; Bivalvia; Myida; Myidae. Gene Ontology annotation, cellular component: nucleus. The transcript has 12 exons. Gene Ontology annotation, molecular function: DNA binding; histone binding. Bases 88 to 1398 code for a protein of 436 amino acids.